This is a messenger RNA of Neurospora hispaniola, 942 nucleotides long. RefSeq lists its product as uncharacterized. Gene Ontology annotation, cellular component: Golgi apparatus; membrane. The record is from RefSeq and is a predicted model, not a curated record. Lineage: Eukaryota; Fungi; Ascomycota; Sordariomycetes; Sordariales; Sordariaceae. Gene Ontology annotation, molecular function: small GTPase binding. The transcript has 3 exons. Bases 1 to 942 code for a protein of 313 amino acids. Gene Ontology annotation, biological process: vesicle-mediated transport.
AUGUCCAGAUCCGGCUACGAUGCAGUCGUAGACGUCGACGACGAGGGCGACCUAGGCCACACCGACCUCCAAGAAGAUCUUGAAUUCCACCAAUCCAACUUUUCCGAAUCCUCCCCCCUCGGGCGCAACGGCACCAAAUCCACCCAACACACCACCACUUCCACUUCCUCCGGCGGCGGGUUACUUCCCGCUCCCGUAACCGCCGCCCGCACCUCCAACAACUCCAGCUCAGGAAGUAGCAAGCGCUUCCUCUGGACGCUCUCCUUCUACGCGCAGUUCUUUGACGUGGACACGUCCAGCGUGCUGCAGCGGUGCUGGGCCGCGCUCUACCCGCGAGCCAACUUUUUGGAUGUGUUGGAAGGAAACCCGGACCUGUACGGGCCGUUUUGGAUCGCGACGACGGUGGUGCUGAUUUUGUUUUUGGGCGGGACGAUUAGUGAUUAUUUGGCGCAGACGGGGAAGGAGGUGUUUGCUUAUGAUUUUCGGUUGUUGAGCGGCGCCGCUGGUCUCAUCUACGGCUACACCUUUGUCCUGCCGGUCGCUUUGUAUCUCGCCCUGCGGUACUUUGGUUCGGAGUCCGCCAACCUGCUCGAGUGCUGGGCUUUAUACGGCUAUUCCAACCUCAUCUGGAUCCCUGUGGCGUUGAUCAGUUGGUCGCCGAUUACCAUCCUCAACUGGGUGUUUGUGGGCGUGGGGUUCGGCGUGUCGGUGGCCUUUUUGCUCAGGAACCUGUAUCCGGUGCUCAGCGCGACGGAUCGCCAGACGAGCAAGGUGUUGCUGUUUGUUGUGGUGGCGCUGCACUUUGGUUUGGCCCUGGCCAUCAAGGUGCUCUUCUUUGCGCAUGGAAGCCCGGCGUUGAAGGAUGGUCCGAAGGGAGCUGCCCCGGGUGGUGGGGAUGCGAAGCCUGCUGAUCCGGCUACGAUGAUGAUGAUGAUGUUCUAG